AUGGUUGUAGAACUCAAGAAGGAGCUUGAGUCGAGGGGCCUUGAUUCGAAAGGCUUGAAAGCGGACCUCGUUGCGAGGCUUUCAGAGGCCUUGAAGAACGAGCAAGGACCUGACUCGGAGGCUGGAACGAAGGAGCCGUCGGUAGUGGAAAGCAAUUCUGAGGCGAAGGAGUCAAGUGCGAGCGAUGCCAAGGAUGUGAAUGGCAUAGAUGCUGAUAGCAAGCAGCCAAGUCAGCCUGCAGAUGAGUCGCAAGCGGAUGUGAAGCCUCCAGCGGAAGUGGCUGCUCCUGCCAAAGAUGCCCCAGCAACCAAGAGUCGGCUGAGAAAGGCGAUGAUGCUUCUGGAAAGAGGACAAGGGAGGAAGAUGAUGAUGAAGACGCCAGCAAGAGAUCAAAGGCAGACGAUUCACAAGCGCCUGCUGCCAAUGAAGCGCAGGCCCAUGUCGGACCACCUUCCUAUCCGCCUCCAGCGAGCUCUGCGCCUGGCGAUGCACAGCCAACCCACGACGCCACGGCGACUGCUGCUGCGCUCCCUCCUCCAGCCUAUCCCCCUCCUGGCCAAGCCCCUCCAGCGUAUCCUCCACCUGCUGGAGCCCCUCCAUACGCUCCUCCUUCUGAACAGCCUCCUUCAUAUGAUAAUGCACAAGCUGCUGGCCAGGCAGAUUCCAAUCAGCAGGUAUUAUUGGCAACAAUACAAUUACGCGCAAUAUUAUCAAGGUUACGGUGCAUAUCCUGGUUAUGAGCAAUACGGGGGAGCAGGGGUGACUCAAACGGUUGUGGUGGAGGUGCCUAACGACAAAGUUGGCCUGGUGAUCGGAAAGGGCGGUUGUACCAUCAAGGAGCUGCAACAGCGCACUGGUUGUAAGAUGCAAAUCACGCCUGAUGCAGCCUGGGCUGGCAAGUCAGAUCCAAGACCGAUACAGCUGCAAGGAACUGAGCAGCAGAUUUAUUGGGUGGAGCAGCUGAUCGCCGAGAAGAUCAACAUUCCGAUUGAAAACAUCCUUCAGACGCAACAGGUCAAGCCUGGCCUACCACCUCCAGCAGAUAUGGGGCUUGCCCAAUACGGGAUGCCUCCUCCUUAUGGGGCCCCGACAGCCGACCCACCUGUGGGCGCUUUCCAGACUUUCAUCAUCAAGGUCCCCAACGACAAGGUUGGGCUGGUGAUCGGAAAAGGUGGAUGUACUAUCAAGGAGAUUCAACAGCGAUCUGGAGUCAAGAUGCAAAUCACUCCCGAUGCCGCUUGGGCUGGAAGGGCGGAACCCAGACCAGUCCAGGUCCAGGGAACCUCACAGCAGAUCUACUGGGCGAAGUAUUUGAUCGCUGAGAAAGUCAAUUUACCGAUCGAACAGCUUGAGACAGUCGAGGCACCACCAGGUAGUUAG
Guillardia theta CCMP2712 is the source of this 1380-nucleotide messenger RNA. RefSeq lists its product as hypothetical. Gene Ontology annotation, cellular component: nucleus; cytoplasm. The coding region runs from base 1 to 1380 and encodes 459 amino acids. The record is from RefSeq and is a predicted model, not a curated record. Gene Ontology annotation, molecular function: mRNA binding. The transcript has 10 exons. Lineage: Eukaryota; Cryptophyceae; Pyrenomonadales; Geminigeraceae. Gene Ontology annotation, biological process: regulation of gene expression.